Molecule: messenger RNA, 984 nt
Organism: Fusarium vanettenii 77-13-4
Lineage: Eukaryota; Fungi; Ascomycota; Sordariomycetes; Hypocreales; Nectriaceae
Exons: 1
Coding region: 1-984 (327 amino acids)
Molecular function (GO): glycosyltransferase activity
Source: RefSeq, a predicted model, not a curated record
AUGUCAGCUCCCAUUGUAUACUACCAGACCGACACCCUCCUUCCGUACCACCCCACGGGCUCCACGUUCUGUGUUACCCACCAUGGUCCUCUUGUCUCGCAUUUUGUCGGGCAAUUUUCGCUCAAAGCUGCUCAGCUCGCAUUCGGUGGUGACCCUGAAAAGGUCACGGUUCUCUUUCGUCAACAGACACAAGGCCAUCGGCGCCUCCUUAUGGACAAGCGGGGAACGGUUCUGGUCCACUCGAGGCUUCAACAACAAAUACUCGAACAUGAAGGAUUAGACCCCUCACGAUUCCAAGUAUUACGACCACCAAUUGGGGUCCCAAGGUGCCGAGAACGCGUGGAUCUCUCCCAACAAAUAAAGGAAUUUGUUGAAAGCUCGUCAAUCCUUCUCUUCACAGCAGUUGCACGACUUGACUAUUUCAAGAAUGUCGAUCUACUCGUCGAAACCUGCCUUAUCCUCAUUGCUCGAGGUCAGCCUGCUAGGCUUUUGGUGGUUGGGGAUCCCGAGAACAAUUCCACUCGUCGCCAAGCAUUGUUGGCUUCUGUACCAGCGGACAAACGAAACAAUUUCCUCGUCCUCCCACGCCUCCCUAAAGACCAUCUAUAUACUUUAUUUGCUUUGGUUCGCUUGAAAGCCAUCUUUCUAUGCCCCUCGAGAUAUGAAACGUUGGGCAUAACCCCCCUCGAAGCCGCAGCAUGUGGCGUGACUACAUUCAUAACCGAAACACCCAACAUCGGGGCUCUCGCUUUUCUUCCACCAAGAUGCCGUGUUGGUUCAGACGCAAAGAGCCUUGCCAGCAGCGUCGAAGAUGCCUACGAGGAUGGGAUUCAGAAGUCUUCCGCAAUGAUCGAAACAUAUGUCCGUAAGAGGACGUCGUUCGAGGGAUUCCGCCAAGAUUUACUUCAUGCGUGGGCAAAAAUGUCAAAGGGUUAUGUCGGCGGCCAGUAUGUGCCGCUUAAGGUCAAUUAUAGCUCCAAAUAA